AGUCGAUGUCCUUCUCGACGGAAGUUCAACGGAUCGCGUCCAGUCCCAGACGUCGUGCAGUUCACCAGUGUUGAGAAAUGCCUUGAAAACAGUGACGUGCGAGUCCUGUUCCUUGCGCUCCAGUUCCGUCACAUGGUCUCCCUUCUUACUCCUUAUAAGGACCUGCUCGGCGGCAAAGUUCUUGUCGAUGUGUCGAAUCGAUCCCGGAAACCAAGUGGCGGUCAGCCAUCAAAUGCUGAAGUGUUAGCCGAACAGUUUCCGAAUGCACACAUUGUGAAAGGACUCAAUACCCUGGCGCCAGACGUACUAGAAGGGCUUUCAUCCGACGCCACGUCACGCACCACUGUAUACCUAGCAGGCAACGAUAUCAACGCUGUCAACAAGGUCGGACGGGUCAUUCGCCACAUGGGAUUCAGUCCAAUAUGCCGCGGGGACCUGACUACUGCACACGACAUCGAGGCCCUCCCCCACAUGUUCAUGAAAGGCUGGGCCGUCCCAGCAUGCAUCACAUGUUGCGUAGUUCUUCUUUGGUUCUCACUUCUUGUUUUCAACGAGGUCCGCAAACAGCGAGCGUCUCCAAGGCAGGUCUACCAUUGGCAGAAAAUUCCACUCAAUCUCCUGAAUGUUUUACUUGCGUUGUCCGCCAUUAGUCUUCUUGCGCUAACGUAUUUUCCGGGCUGCCUAGCUGCACUUGUCCAGUUGUGUUACGGAACCAAAUAUAAGCGUUUCCCUCCCUGGAUGGACGAGUGGCUCAAAUCUAGGAAGGUUCUUGGCCUCACCGCUAUCCUCUUUGCGUUCUGGCAUGUAGUUAUCUCUUUGAUUUUGGUGUCACCGUCCACUAUGCCAUUCCUAUACUCCACUCAAGCAAGCAGCAGCAGUAGUAGUAGUGGCAGUAGCAGCAGGGGCAGCGACAGCAGCAGCUACCACAGCAACAUCAACGACAACAAUGUUCAUAGUAGCAGUCAAUACUACCCCCACUAUACCUACAGCAAUUACUACGCUACCGUGAAUAUCAACAACAGUAACAACAGCGACAGCAGCAACAACAAUAAGAAAAACAACACCAACAACAACAACAUUAACCACUACAAAAAUGACAACAGCAACAACAACACUUAUUACAACGAAAAUGGCAACAACAGACACCACCACCAGCAAAAGCCACAAUCGUUAACAUUAACCAGCAGUGUUGGGCUUAGUGUUGGUAUAUUGUCGUUCAUAACAUUAUCGGUGGUUGGAAUCGUGACAUUACCAUCUGUGGGGUCACGCCUCAACUGGCGCGAGUGGCGUUUCUUCCAGAGUCACUUGGGCUACGCCACUCUCUUUCUUGCAGCGGCGCACGUGACGCUGCUUUUCGUGCCGUACUGGCAAGCCCUCGGUAUGAACUUCUAUGCGGAGAAGUCCUUCCUCUGUUGUCUGACCCCUUUCUUUGUCCUCUUCCUCAAACUACUCCUCAUUCUGCCGCCGAUUCAUCGACGCAUCGAUGCCAUACGGGGUGGGUGGGUGAGGAAGAAAAACCCGCCUAAGGUCACUUUGGAAGAAAUGGAAUUGCUUUGAGAGAGAAGUAUUGAAGUUUGAUUUGUGCAACCACACAUGUAUCCCAUACAUACAUACAUACAUACAUACAAGUUCAGGUUUAUACCUGUAAUUAUUGGGGCCCUGGGAUAUGCAACACACUGCCUAAAUACCAAUCUUGAGAAAUUAGUCUUCGCAAAACCAGAAAGGAGAAAGCUAAUUCAAAGACUACAGAUCCAAUCCAUCACUGGAACUGUAAAAAUCUGUGAAACUUUCCAGAAGUUUAUCAUUUAAAUAUAUAUGCGCAUGUCUAGAUAUGUAGCUAUAUACAUGAGAAUACAUACAUAAAACAUACACAUCUGCACAUACAUAUAAACAUAUAUACAUACAUACAUACAUACACACACACACACAUACAAGCAAAAAUGACCUGUUGUUCAUGUUGAAAUUCCAAUGAAGGAACCUUGGAUCUAGGUUAGAAACCGGUUCUUUCUCUAUUGGCAAGAAAUCUUGAAAUAAACUGUAUAAUGACAUACAUACAUAUAUAUUUAUACAUACAUAUACACAUAUGAGGGGGUGCUGAAAAGUUCCUGGUUUUGUGUAAAAGAAAAUACAGGAGGAUCAGUUAAUUAUAACUUUAUUCAACGUAUUCCCCUUUCAGAUUCACACACUUAUUUGCAGUGGUCCCUCAUGUUUUCUAAACCCUGUAAAAGAACUCGGAGGGUUGAACCUCCAACCAGGCCCUUCACAAUACCCUUAAAACCAGGAACUUUUUAGCACCCCCUCAUAUAUAUUCAUACACACACAAACAUGAACAUAUGCACCUACAUACAUACAUACAUACAUAUAUACACACAUGAGGAGAGUGCUGUAAAGUCCCUGGCUGUGGGUAAAAGAAAAUAGAGGAGGAUCAGUUAAUUAUGAUUUUAUUCAACAUGUUCCACUCUAAGAUUCACACACUCAUUGCAGCGGUCCUUCAGUUUUUCUAAGCCCUAUAAAAGAACUCGAAGGGUUAGGCCUUUUCAGUACCCCCUCGCAUAUAUUCAUACAUAGACGUAUGCAUACACGAACACAUACAUACAUACAUACACACAUACAUAUGCACACAUAUAUAUAUAUAUAUAUAUAUAUAGACAUUCAUACAUAUGUACAUACAUACAUGUGUAUACAUGCACAUACAUACACAUAUAUACAUACAUAUAUACAUACAAACAAAUAAGGAUGAAAAGCAAAGUCGACCUCAGUGGAAUUUGAACUCAGAACAUAAAGACCAACAAGAUGCUAGUAAUUUUUUUGCCUGGCAUGCUAACUAUUCUACCAGCUCACCGAAUUAAAAAUAACAACAUUAUUGGUUUCAAAUUUUGGCACAAGGCCAGCAAUUGGAAGUGAGGGACAAGUCGAUUACAUUGACCUCAGUGUUCAAAAGGGACUUAUUUUAUUGACCACACACAUACAUACAUACAUACAUACAUACAUACAUAUAUACACACAUAUAAAAAAAAGGACUUAGAAAUACUAAGAAAGAGCAGAAUAAAAUGAGACACAUCAUCUGAACCAAAUCCAUAAGUGGCACAGUGAACAUUUGUAAGACAUUUCAAAGAUUCUUUGUGAGUUUUAACGCUGAAAAAAAAAGAAAAGAAAAGAAAAAAGCCACAAAAAUAUACAAAAGAAAAACAAGCAAAAAAAACCUACUCUGGUAAUUUGAAAAAUACUAGAAUGAACAGUCAAAGAAUUUAA
Octopus bimaculoides (California two-spot octopus) is the source of this 3252-nucleotide messenger RNA. Its product is annotated as metalloreductase STEAP4. Lineage: Eukaryota; Metazoa; Mollusca; Cephalopoda; Octopoda; Octopodidae. The record is from RefSeq and is a predicted model, not a curated record.